UUGAUCUAAGCUACUCAGUUAAUUUCUGCGUAAUCGCACUAACUUGUUUUUAUAAACUUUAUUUUUUUGUUUCUGGAUACAAAUCAUCGUAAAAUGCAAGCACUAAGAAAUAUGUUUCGGCCGUGGUCAUCUGAUGCCAGACUUGACGGUAAAACUGUUAUAAUAACUGGAGCUAAUACUGGAAUUGGCAAAGAGACAGCCAUUGACCUGGCAAAGAGAGGAGCACGGAUCAUUAUGGCAUGCCGAGAUCUGGAGAAAGCAGAUGCAGCCCUGAAGGAAGUUAAGGAUGCUUCAGGAAGCCAGGAUGUUGUUACCAACAGACUUGACCUGGCAGAUUCCAAAUCAAUCAGAGAAUUUGCAGAAAAAAUCAAUAAAGAGGAGAAACAAGUCAACAUCUUAAUCAAUAACGCUGGUGUGAUGGUUUGUCCUUACGGAAAGACAGCAGAUGGUUUCGAAAUGCAAAUAGGGGUGAACCACAUGGGUCACUUCCUGUUGACAUACCUGUUAUUGGAUUUAAUUAAAAGAUCAACGCCAGCAAGGAUUAUUAAUAUCUCGUCAAUGGCACACCAAUGGGGGACCAUCAACCUGGAGGACAUCAACAGUGAGAAGAACUAUGAUAAAAACAAAGCCUACAGCCAGAGCAAGCUGGCAAACAUUCUGUUCACUCGCUCGUUGGCCAAAAGACUAGAAGGUACUGGAUUAACGGCGUAUGCUCUCCAUCCUGGUGUGGUUCAGACUGAACUGUGGAGGCACUUGAAUAAAGCUCAGCAAGCCGCCAUGUGGUUGGCAAAGCCCUUCACCAAAACAUCUGUGCAGGGAGCUCAGACCACCAUCUACUGCGCCGUGGCCCCUGAACUGGAGACAGAGAGCGGCAAAUAUUACAGUGACUGUGCACCUGCUAAAUGCUCCCGGGCUGCCAUGGAUGAUGAGACGGCCCAGCGCCUCUGGGAACUCAGCUGUAAGAUCCUCAGCAUCACGUGGGAAUGAAAACCCAACUCUCUUCCUGAUGACUUCAAGUUUUAUUGCAGUCUGCCUGAGAUUGGCCCAUCUGUCAAAAUCAGAAAUACCACUAGUUUAUAUUAACAUAAUAUCAAGAUGAGAACUGGCUUGAAAGACUACCAAAUAUAAUCAAAUAUGAUGGGCUUUACAUUAUGUAAAAUUUAAAACGUAUAUUUUGUAGUUUUUGGUCUCAGGUUGCUUAUAUAUAAUAAUUAAGGUACAUAUUUAUGCACUAAAAGAUGUAUUAGAUGCCAUAUUCAGGCGGUUGAAAAUGCAGAAAGAAUAUGUGAAUAUAUUUAAUA
Messenger RNA from Rhinichthys klamathensis goyatoka, 1301 nucleotides. RefSeq names its product retinol dehydrogenase 12, like (gene rdh12l). The transcript is spliced from 7 exons. NCBI's taxonomy places the organism in Eukaryota, Metazoa, Chordata, Actinopteri, Cypriniformes, Leuciscidae. Bases 94 to 987 code for a protein of 297 amino acids. The record is from RefSeq and is a predicted model, not a curated record.